GCCUUCCUACCCCUCUUUACCUCCCACCACCGUUAUCGUAAAUUCUAGUCGCAGCUAUUUUGAAGCUGCCCGCCGCCGCCACCAUGAAGGUCACCUUCAAGGAGCUCUCGAACCAAAAGUUCACGCUUGACAUAGAGCCUACUGAUCUUAUUUCUACCUUGAAGCAAAGAGUUGCCGAAGAGAAAGGAUGGGAUGCCAAGGCUCUGAAGCUCAUCUAUUCCGGCAAGAUCCUCAAGGACGAAGAGACAGUCGCGGCCCACAAGAUUGAGGAGAAGGGUUAUGUCGUUUGUAUGGUGAGCAAGCCCAAGGCCGCCCCCGCCGCCUCUGCCGCAGCCUCUUCAUCCAGCGCUCCGCCCGAGACACCCGCCCGACCCGUCGCUGCAACUCCUGCUGCCCCGGCCGCACCUGCUCAUUUAUCUACUGCUGCCGCUGCGGUGCCGGCCACGCCCUCGCCUGCACCUGCCGCUGCUGCUGGUGGUAACGAUGACAACUCUAUGGCCAUGGGCGAGGCCCGAGCUGGCGUGAUCGCUAAUAUGGAGGCCAUGGGAUUUGAGCGCUCUCAAAUCGAAGCUGCUUUACGUGCCGCUUUUUAUAACCCAGACCGCGCCGUCGAAUACCUCUUGAACGGCAUUCCGGAAACUGCUCGUCAACCAGAGCCCCAGCAUGAGGCGGCUCCCGCUCAAGCUGCAACCGGCGCUGCCGCUGCUGCCAGCCAGCCGGCCCAAGGUGAGGGCGAGGGAGGUGAUGUCAACCUCUUUGAUCUAGCUGCGCAACAGGGUCGAGGAGGCAGCCGUGCAGGAGCUAGUGGCUCUACCCAAGCAGCAGCAGCCGCCGCCGCCGCCGCUGCCGCUGGUGGCCAGACUCUAGGUAACCUGGACUGGCUGCGUAACAACGCUCAGUUCCAGCAGCUUAGACAAGUGGUUCAACAGCAACCCCAGAUGCUCGAGCCUAUCCUGCAGCAACUUGGCGCCGGAAACCCCCAGCUUGCGCAGCUGAUCUCUUCGAACCCCGAGCAGUUCCUAAACCUGUUGGGCGAAGCCGGUGACGACGAUGCACCUCUACCUCCUGGCGCCCAGACCAUUGCCGUUACGGAAGAGGAGCGCGAUGCCAUUGAGAGACUAUGCCGAUUAGGUUUUGACCGAGACGCAGCAAUCCAGGCUUAUUUCGCCUGUGAUAAGAACGAGGAGCUGGCCGCAAAUUUCUUGUUCGACCAGCCGGAAGACGAUGAACCUCCUCAGAAUUGAUCGACAUACUCGCUUUACUAUGCCAUCUUGGUCUCACGCUCUUACGCCCCCUCACGAUAUCCGGUGUGGCGCCUCACCCCUGCGCUAUCACACCAUCCCCCUCUGUUAAUGGCUAUUAUUCACUCUCCAUAAUGCUUUGUUCUGUCGGGAGGAGGCACUCUGAAAGACUCCAUUAACAUACACGGCCAUGGGUCUCAGGAAUUUUCCCACCCCCGAACUACCCAGUCCUGAAAUAAAUACGUACGUACUUUCGGGCCGAGGCAUCCCGGUUCAGUGGACGGCGGGUUCUCCGUUCCGCGAGGAAGAUGAAGAGGAAAACGAUGGUUAGAUGAACCGAGUCUGUAGCUUAGUUCUGAAUUCUACAUAACUACUGAUUUCCCAGAAUCUGCCUCUUUGCGCUGUAUGGCUAGGCUUUCUUUUUUUUGACGAAGUGAUACGGCACACUGCAUU
Messenger RNA from Daldinia vernicosa, 1694 nucleotides. Its product is annotated as UV excision repair protein Rad23. NCBI's taxonomy places the organism in Eukaryota, Fungi, Ascomycota, Sordariomycetes, Xylariales, Hypoxylaceae. Gene Ontology annotation, biological process: proteasome-mediated ubiquitin-dependent protein catabolic process; nucleotide-excision repair. Gene Ontology annotation, molecular function: damaged DNA binding; ubiquitin binding; polyubiquitin modification-dependent protein binding. The coding region runs from base 84 to 1244 and encodes 386 amino acids. The transcript has 7 exons. Gene Ontology annotation, cellular component: cytosol; nucleoplasm. The record is from RefSeq and is a predicted model, not a curated record.